AUGUACGCGGGGUUGGCGGGAUUGGAGGGGCUGGGGGGGCUGACGGGGAGCACGUACGCGGGGAUGCUGGCCACGGGCUCGGAACACGGCGGGGGGGGCGGCGGAGCUGGGGGGAACAAGGCGCAGAACGCGGCGGCCAUGAGAGCGAUGCAAGCAGCCAAGCUCCGAGCCUCCAAGACAGCCUUGGAACGACACGACGUGGAGAUCAUAGGCUCGGGACCGGAGCUGCUGAUCUUCUCACACGGCUUCGGGUUCAACAAGAACGUGUGGAGCGGCGUGAUCAAGGCACUGGACAAGACGCGAUAUAAGAUUGUUCUCUACAACGUCACAGGCGCUCUGGGCACGGACUAUGACGCAUUUGACUACCAGCGCUACAGCACACUGCACGGAUUCACGGACGACCUGCUGCUGCUGCUGCACGAGCUGGGCGUCGAGGGGAGGGAGCGGGGGCAGCAGUGCACAGUGGUGGGCCAGCAGCAGGCGGGCAUGGUGGCGCUGCUGGCGUCUUUGGAGCGCCCCACUCUCUUCAAGCGCAUCGUGCUGCUCAGCUCCUCGCCUCGGCUACUGGGAGCAGAGGGGUACGAGGGGAGCUACGCACUAGAGGAUCUGGAUCAAGUGUUCGGCAUCAUGCAGGGCAACUUCAAGCUGUGGGUGCACAACUGUGUGCCGGUGCUGACAGCAGACGACAUCAAGGCGGGGCACGUGAAAGAGGUUGUGGACUCAUUCUAA
Molecule: messenger RNA, 729 nt
Organism: Closterium sp. Naga37s-1
Lineage: Eukaryota; Viridiplantae; Streptophyta; Zygnematophyceae; Desmidiales; Closteriaceae
Source: the annotation of a GenBank genome assembly